AUGGUACACCAGCACCGGCAUCUACAGUCUCGAGAGGCGGGCGAUCUUUCUCAAGGCAAGUUCAAGAGAAAAGAAAAAUCUCUCAUCACCCAGUUUCUGAUCGUAUUUCAGUCCUGGGUUCUUCUAGGAGCUGUAACAAAGUUUCCAGAAACCAAUGUCAACUAUGAGCAUGAGCUGGCUCAGGUCAACUUCAUCGUCCGUCGCGAGACUGAAGAUUGGAGGAGCAUUACAAUCACCAAGAAACGAGACGGUACCAUUAUGCGAUCACACUUAACUCCCAAUGGCCUUCUUUUCGUGACACUCUCCGACGACACCUGCUCGUUUGAAGACUUCUUCCCCGGCUUUGAGAAAGCAACUGCGCACGCUGACUUCACUGACCUUCCACUGAGACGUCCCCUCACCUACACUUCUCAGAAUAAUUGGAAGGCCACUGUUGAUGCCUAUCAAGAGUGUCUGCAUUGCGCAUAUGCGCACCCGGAGUUUGCAAAGACGUUCAAGCCCGCGGGCUACAAAGUCAUCAAUAAGCAUAACUACUCGCAGCAUAUGGCUACUGGUACUGGCGCUGAUGAUGGUUUGUUCUUCUUCCUCUUCCCUAAUUGUUCUUUGAGCUUGUACGCUGGCGGCUUGACGUGCUGGCGCAUUAAUCCAUCUGAGAUACCUUGUCAGGCCCGCAUGGAGUUUGACUACUAUCAUAAAGCACAUGCUGGGAGUGAGGAGUUCGAGAAGUGGUAUGACUUCACGCGAAACGUUGCUGUUGAAGACAUUGAGCUUUGCGAGAAGACUCAGGCGAAUCUUAAUGUUGGUAUUUACUCGGAGGGUCUGUUGAACCCACUAAAGGAGAAUGGUGUCAUCUCUGAGAUGGAAAAAGAUGAGGCGACGCAAUCCACAGUGAGGUCAUCUAUGGAACAGCAACUGCCCUUCUCUAAGGACCUGGUUAGCUACUGA
This is a messenger RNA of Fusarium tjaetaba, 945 nucleotides long. RefSeq names its product choline monooxygenase chloroplastic. Gene Ontology annotation, molecular function: iron ion binding; 2 iron, 2 sulfur cluster binding. Lineage: Eukaryota; Fungi; Ascomycota; Sordariomycetes; Hypocreales; Nectriaceae. The transcript has 3 exons. The record is from RefSeq and is a predicted model, not a curated record. Bases 1 to 945 code for a protein of 314 amino acids.